Messenger RNA from Corticium candelabrum, 3305 nucleotides. RefSeq lists its product as uncharacterized. Gene Ontology annotation, biological process: signal transduction. The record is from RefSeq and is a predicted model, not a curated record. The coding region runs from base 256 to 3051 and encodes 931 amino acids. Gene Ontology annotation, molecular function: protein binding. The transcript has 12 exons. Lineage: Eukaryota; Metazoa; Porifera; Homoscleromorpha; Homosclerophorida; Plakinidae.
CACACACACACACACACACACACACACACACACUCACACACAGCAGAACGUGAGUGGAUUGUUUGCUUUGACAACAGAACGUGAUGGUACUAACAUUAAUUAUUAACACAGAGUGGAAUAUGGCAUGCACUUUCACUUCUAUGAAACGCACUCACCAUGCACGCCGACGACUAUAGCAUGAGUCUUGCUAAAACGUGAUUAGAACGUGAUCAGACUAAUCAGCACGUAUCUAUUGUUCUUCGUUCGAGUUGAAGUAUGACAUUCUUGCUUUUUCUCACCUUGGCUGUCAUUUCCACAGCGCCGGCAAGACCACUCGCAGAGCACAGUCUAUCGGUAAAUAUGACGGUCUUUUCUAACGGUGAGAUCGUGAACAAUGGAGUGGUGAUGGAAGGCUCUAGCGUGGACAUCAUCUGUUCGGCGGCAUAUUCUAUGGAAGAAGCGGUAUAUCUGUUCAAGAUUUUGCAUUACGAUAACGGUUACAACAAGGAACGUAUAAUAAAUGUUUCUCAUGUCAAUAAUAAUACUCGGUUACCACGCUUCACAUACACUAUAUUCAAUAUUACAAUGGAUCAGUUUGGCAUAUACGCGUGCCGUGUAUUUGCACUAGACAAUCAGCAAUAUCAGGUUGUUUAUGGAGUUCAUUACGUCGUGGUUAUGAUUGCUCCAACGCUUACUUCGUACAAUACAACGGCAGUUGAAGGAGAUCGUGUUGUUCUUCUUUGCCCUGGCAAAAAUUUUGACUCGAUUAUAUGGAAAUCUAACAAACGUGAUGUAUACAACGAUUCAUUAAUACUCUUCAAUGGGAACGGUACUAACAAGAUGAUCAUUAAAAGGAUUUCUCGUGAUUAUGCUGACAUUUACAAGUGCAGAGCGGUUGCUAGAGAAGUAGUGACGGACGUUGUCGCUCAUAUACAACUGGUUGUCUUUUAUCCAUCAAGUAUCUUGGAGCAUCCUUCUAACAAGACCGUUACUGUUGGUGAAUCGGUCGAGUUUCGAUGUGUUGUGAACGGUCAUCCUACUCCUUCGAUUACAUGGAAACGAAACGGAUUUCUGUUAGAUUUGCGUCAGAGUGAGCUUGACAAGUAUGUAUCUAAAUACUACGAAUCAAACGUGGGGUCGAUAAUCACGCUGGAAGUGAAAAACGUAGAACGUGAAGAAGAAAGUGACUAUUACACUUGCAAAGUAGAAAAUGAUUAUGGAAUAUUAGAAUCAAGGAAAGCUUAUUUGCUAAUUACAGCAUUACAAACAUCUGCCAUUACCCCUGUUGCUGCAAGAAAGUCUACUUCAUCUACCAACAGUUUUGGUUCAGGGUCGGCGGUAGAACUGACAUCAGGAGACGAGGAUUCUAAUGUAAUUCAAACUAAUUUGCAUUUUGAAUCAACAGAUCCGUCGUCUGAAACCUCAAUCCCAGAAUGCAGUGAGCCGUAUGAUCAACCUACCAAUGUUACAACGAAAAACGACAUCGAAUACGCCGUGAACAACAAAUUUCCUAGGAACAGCAAUAGCAGUCUGUAUACAGUUGCAAUACCUGUAGGAAUACUAGCAGCAAUUACAGCAGCAUUUGUUACCAUUGCUAUUUAUCAAAAACUAGCACGCAAACGGAGUGUAGUGUCGAAGCCAAGAAGUAAUAUACCACGGCGCCAUCAAGAAGAAAUGCGUGAAUCAAAUUACUCGGUGGAAAGUACUGUUCAUCCAUUUGAAGGAAAUAUUUUUCCGUUUACUAUUGGUCCAGAAGGAGGCGAAUAUCGAGCAGGAGGCAUUGCAAUCUCUGUUCCUGCAGGCGCUUGUCAAACAUAUGAACAAAUAACAGUUCAAUCGGUAUUUAAAAACGAACCGAUUACACCGUUAGACUCGGAGACCUUUCGCUUUAGUGGAGAUCUUGUGCUUGAACCUCAUGGGCUGCAGUUUCACGUGCCGAUAGAAAUUCAAUUUCCUUUUACCGCAGUUCAGCGAGGAUGGACAAUGUUCUUAAUGAGAGAAGAGCCUGGAAAGGGAUGGACGACUGUACUUUCUUUUGAUGGCGACACUGGUCAAGUUAUCGAACGGGACAGUCAUUGUGAUUACGACCCUAAUACAAAUACGUUAAAAUUGAGCCACUUUUGUAAAUAUAGCUGGUGUGGAUGCCGGAAAGAGAAUGCUACCAGUUCAAUGAAAGUCUUAGAUUGUCUGUUUUUUUCCAAGAUGACUACGUCAGGAAACAGCUGCGACUUUGUUCUUCAUUUUUGCGAUGAUUGUCGUGACAUAUACAAAGAAGUUAAAAAAAUGGAAACUAUUGAAAGACAUCCUAGGUUUAAUUUCGCAAAUCGGCGAAGAAUUUUAAUUUCUCGAGAGGGCGAUCUAAACGUUAAAGUGAUAUCAAGUCACUUCAAAGUGGACGACAUACCGGAGUUUUUCAACCAAGCUGCAAUCCAGAUUCCAUUAAGCUUCUUGUGGCCUGAACAACACUGUGGAACGCUUUGUAAAGUUUCUUUUCGUGCAAAUUUACCAAAAAAUUUGGCAGAAAUGGAAGAUGACCCCAUACUGGCUGUCGACGUUACAGCCGCAGAUCAAGUAAAAAGGCUGGACGCAAUCAUCAACCGUCCACAACAGCGUUCAAACACUAGUACGUUAUCACGUAUUUCUCUUGCUGAAAGCUCGAACUCGCUACAAAGCGACCUGUCGAGUGGACGGGGCUCAAUAUCACCACGUCAAGCAUCUUCAGACAGUGUUCAUGAUUUGUUUUCAUCUCCGGCAAGAAAGCCAGACGAGCUGCUUCGACCCCGAUCACUUGAUUGUUUAGGUCCCAAUGAAAUCAUGAAUGAAACCAACAGUGCAAACAUAUUUCAAAAGUUGUCUGACAACUUGGGUCAUAACUGGAAGUGUCUUGCUCGAUGUUUGCAUUUGCAAGAAGCCGAAAUUGAGAACAUCGAAGCAGAUUAUAGAGGGCAGCAGAAAGAACAAGGUUACUACGUACUCAAAACAUGGGCCAAGAAACAGGGAGCUACAAGAGCAGUUCUCUUCGAUGCACUCAUGGCUGUUAUUCCUAGCGGGUCGAUUUUCGAUUGCCUGUGACUUACAAAUUGCGUGGGAUUUUAGAACAAGCAAAGCAUGAAUAGUUACUCGUCUUUCGCAACUCACACUUUAUAUGUUAGUGUGCAUGCAUGUAUAGAUGCUCUAGAGCAAUAUGGCGUGUUUGCUGCUCAUACUGACAGUCACAAAUUAUGUAUAUCACGAAAUUAAGCGAUAGCAUGUGUGGUGUUAGAUAACAAACUAUAGACUUAUUCUUGGUGGGGUUUUCGUGAGUUAAUAUUAACAAAAGAAAUUAA